This is a messenger RNA of Sphaerulina musiva SO2202, 935 nucleotides long. RefSeq names its product haloacid dehalogenase, type II. NCBI's taxonomy places the organism in Eukaryota, Fungi, Ascomycota, Dothideomycetes, Mycosphaerellales, Mycosphaerellaceae. The record is from RefSeq and is a predicted model, not a curated record. The transcript has 3 exons. Gene Ontology annotation, molecular function: hydrolase activity, acting on halide bonds, in C-halide compounds. Bases 50 to 877 code for a protein of 275 amino acids.
CUAUUCCCGAAGGUGUCCGCUGCUGACUCUCUUGCCACAUUCAGCAGCCAUGUCUUUUCCAGAUCCUCAACCAAAGGCUCUCUUCUUCGAUGUCUUUGGGACAUGUGUCGACUGGCGUACUACUGUAACCGAUGCUCUCGAAAGUGCGUGUAAUCAGGCUUUGGCCAGAGCAUCUUCGUCUAUUACUCCCCAUAUCAGAUCCCGGGCGGAAGGCUUGACGAAGAGAUACUGGGGUGAUAUUGCUCAGGAAUGGCGGAACUCCUAUCUCAAGUUUACGCGAUCCAUAGCCAGUGACCCGAACAUCCCAUACAAGACUGUUGAUCAGCAUCAUCUGGACGCCCUGCGAGAGAUUUUGACCCAGCACGAGCUUCUUCUUCCGCGGCAAGGAGAUAUCUCUGGAGACGAUGGAUCUCUCUUUGACGAGCAAGAGCUCCAUACAUUGAGUAUGGUCUGGCACAAAUUGGCACCUUGGCCCGACACUGUACAGGGGCUACACCAGCUGAACAAGAAAUUCUCGACCAUCACACUGAGUAACGGCAACGUUUCCCUCUUGGAAGACAUGGUCCAGCAUGGCAGCAUGCCAUUCACUCACAUCUACUCUGCAGAGAUGUUCCAAUCCUACAAGCCCAGUCCCAAGGUCUAUCUAGGUGCAGCGAAGAAAAUGGGACUCCAGCCAGCAGAGUGUAUGAUGGUAGCUGCUCACCUGGACGAUUUGAAGCAUGCUAAGCAGAAUGGUUUUCGCACGCUGUAUGUAGAGAGGUCUCAAGAAGAAAGGCAUCCUGAGCUUCUCAAGGAGAACAUCCCAGACGUAGUAGUUCAGCUUGAUGAGGAAGGCUUCGUAGAGGCUGCUAGAAAGUUGGGGAUCGAAGUAUCUUAGCAUCGCAUCCUAUCCAUAUACCUAGAUAUCACCUAUCUACCUUACCUAUGCAAGCAAC